Amborella trichopoda is the source of this 665-nucleotide messenger RNA. The record is from RefSeq and is a predicted model, not a curated record. NCBI's taxonomy places the organism in Eukaryota, Viridiplantae, Streptophyta, Magnoliopsida, Amborellales, Amborellaceae.
UUCAACUUUUGCUGCAUUGACCUAAAUAUUCAUUACCAAUGGCUUCCACCAUUGUUUAUGGGCUAUGCAUGGUGAUUUCAUGGGCCAUGGUGCUCAUGUCCACUAAUGCAGGUGACCCGGACAUUCUCUCAGACUUCAUCCUCCCUGCCAACAUCACUAAUCCAGACGGCAACUUCUUCACGUUUACAGGCAUGCGAGUUGUUGUAGGAUCCAGCCCGCCGCCCAAUUUCAAGGUGACAAAAGCUACUAAAGCCGAGUUCCCAGCUUUGGAUGGCCAAAGUGUGUCGUACGCUGUACUGCAAUUCCCUUCUGGUGGCGUGAACCCACCACACACCCACCCACGCUCCGCAGAGCUCCUGUUCCUGGUACAAGGCUCUUUGGAGGUAGGGGUGGUGGACACUACUGGCAAGCUUUAUGCUCAAACCCUUCUAACUGGAGACAUGUUUGUGUUCCCGAAAGGCUUGGUUCACUACCAGUAUAACUCCAAUGCUCAAUAUCCGGCCAUGGCUUUGUCGGCAUUUGGGAGUGCCAGUGCAGGAACGGUGUCCGUUCCGACUACUCUCUUCACCAGUGGGAUUAGUGACGAUGUCUUGGCCAAGUCUUUGAAGACUGAUGUUGCAACUAUCCAGAAACUUAAGGCUGGACUCGCCCCGCCUAAGCCUUGA